AUGCUUCUGAGCCCUGGCAUCUCCACCCCCUUCUCGGUCACUGACAUCCUAAGGUUGGAACUCGAGCAGACUGGCCCUCAGGCCUUGCCACUGCAGGAUGCGCGAAGCAGCCAGGAGAGCGCUCAGUACUUGCGAUUGAACCCAGAACGCGGAGGGUCAGAGUUUAACAACUGUGGUAGCGGUAGCGGUAAUGGUGGCAGCAGCGGAGACAGAAGGCAAGAGGAGACUGAGCCCCCUGGAUGUCUCUGUGGUGUAUCAGAGAUGAAUGACCAGCAACGGGUGGGAGUGCCACAGCCUGGCCUUAGCGCCGCCUCGCCUCUUCCUGGAGGGACCAGGGUGCCCGAGCCUUCGAACGGCAGCAGCGGCGACCGCGCGCGGGGCAACCCCGCGGAGCAGCUCCGGCCGCGGCCCCGGCGGAAGCCGCGCGUGCUCUUUUCUCAGGCGCAGGUGCUGGAGCUGGAAAGGCGCUUCAAGCAGCAGCGGUACCUGUCGGCACCGGAGCGAGAACACCUGGCCAGCGCGCUGCAGCUCACGUCUACGCAAGUCAAGAUCUGGUUCCAGAACCGGCGCUACAAAUGCAAGAGACAGCGCCAGGACCGCUCUCUGGAGCUGGCCGGCCAUCCUCUAGCGCCGCGCCGGGUGGCGGUGCCCGUGCUGGUGCGCGAUGGCAAGCCCUGCCUGGCCCCGGGCGCACCCGCCUUCCCGAGUCCCUACGGCGCAGUCGGAACGCCCUACUCUGGCUACGGCGGCUUUGCGGGCGCUCCUUACCGAGGGGGCUACAGCGGCGGUUACGCGGGCGCACCCCCGGGGUCUGCACAGCCCGCAGCCUUGGCCAGCGCGGGCUUCGGCGGAGGCGGUCGGAGCACCAGCCCGCAGGAACACCUGCCCGCCGCGCUGCAGGGGGUCAGGGCCUGGUGA
Molecule: messenger RNA, 918 nt
Organism: Condylura cristata (star-nosed mole)
Lineage: Eukaryota; Metazoa; Chordata; Mammalia; Eulipotyphla; Talpidae
Gene: NKX2-6
Product: NK2 homeobox 6
Exons: 2
Coding region: 1-918 (305 amino acids)
Biological process (GO): regulation of transcription by RNA polymerase II; cell differentiation
Cellular component (GO): nucleus
Molecular function (GO): RNA polymerase II cis-regulatory region sequence-specific DNA binding; DNA-binding transcription factor activity, RNA polymerase II-specific
Source: RefSeq, a predicted model, not a curated record